AAUCAGAAGGAUUAUGAAAAGUGUGCCUACAGUUCCGUUGGCUGCUAACGGGUUGCUGUACCAUGACCAUGAUGCCAUUACACAGUGCCAACGAGAAUGCUCAAGAAGAUUCAGCAUCUCUAUACAGCUGGAACAAGAGGCUUAUGUUAGUCAACACCCAGAGUUAAUAUCAAUGAUGGAAAUGUUUAUUUGUAAAAUGUCUUUGCAAAAUAAAAGAAAAUGCAAUUUUAUUAAAGAAGCAGCUGAUUAUUUUGUUCAAGACGCUUCAAAGCUGGAUGGUGACAUUAGACGUCACCUUAAAAUAGGUCCUACAGGAGCUUAUACCCAGGGCAGAACUGAGCCUCUCUAUUACGAUGACAUGAACCUGGUCAGGGAUCUAAAGAUGAUCACGGCGAAACACUUUCCGCCGGAGUCCUGGCAGCCGCUUGCCUUGAAGAGUUCGCCAUCGAACACGGAAUCCUCGUCCUUCCUCUCCAUUCAAACUUCAGCCACUACAAUUCCUACACCAGAGCCUGUUCCAACGCCGCCACUUACCUUCUCCGAGACAGUGUUUACUUGGAUAUCAAAUACAGUAGACAAAGCAAUCUUCUUGAAAGUGGACAAUGAAGCCAUACUAUACGAUACAGCUUACGUGGAACUGACAAAGGCUGUAGAAGCAGCAAUGGAAAUCCCCGUUAUUGAAAUUCGCGAGGAUAUAGGCGAUCUUUGCUUCUUGGCUUAUGGAAACUUUGAAGAAAUUAUUCUAGACAAAGAAAGAAUCGCUGCUGAAAUUGCAUGGGAAAAACGUAUGCGCAAGAAGAUGAAAAAGUCACUACGUAGACAGGAAAACUUUAAAGGUUACGAGACGCCACCAACACCGAGGAGUGUGAUCUCAUCACACGAAAGUUAUAAAAAGCCACCUCCAAGACCUUGCAAAUGCCAUCCACAAUUCCACUACAACCGGUAUACUAAGGAUCGUUUUGGUAUUUAUCUUCCGCAAGACCAAGGAUUUAGUAACUAUAAUGUAACUGUAACACCGGUAUUAUCUUUGGAAGAUCUUGUCGAUGAGACCCUUACUGCUGAAGAAACUACAACCGAUAAUAAAAGCGCUCGUGAAAGGAAGGGUUCGAUGGCAUCCACCAAAACUAAAGGCUCAAUAAAAAGCACCAAAAGCCGUAAUAGAAGCAUGUUGUCAGAAAAACCAGUUGUUACUAUUAAAAGUCUUACUUCAGUCAAAAGUAUUAGCUCUGAAAAAAGUAAUGCAAUGAGCGUAAAAACAGGUGCCACCUCGUAAAAACCUAUGCGACAGACAUUAGUGUCACCUCAAAUAAAGCGACGAGUUCAGGAUGUAGGUAAAGUUUCAUAUGGAAGCAUUCAAAGUUGAAAGUAACUUAAUUGAAUUUGGCUAUUGCAUUCUCCUCUCCUGCCAUCUAUAUGCAUUAGCUUACUAUGCAAAUUAAAUACAUCUAACAAAAAGUGGCGAGUUUGUUUUUUGAGUGCCUACUAAAUUAUAUUGUUCUUUGCCCUCGCAACACAGCUAUAAAGAACUAAUUAGUAUUCUUUUGUUCACAACACGUACAUCCGACUGCAAUUUGUGCAUGGACAUCCCCAAAGCAGCGAAUAAGAAUUCCUUUUUUUUUAACUUCCAUGAUAAUGGCGGAGCAACCGUUAGACCACCUUUUGAUUGUAGUUUAGACUGCUUUGUCAAAUGUUUCGGUUAAGAUUGUCGGCGAGCAAACGUAGAGGAAAAGCACAUUACAGUUGGAAUAAAGACGGAUAAACUAUCUGAUGGUACCUUAAUCGCAAUUGCUUGUCCGACACUAAGAACAAAAAGAAAUUUCCUGAACCCGAUAUUAUUGGGACCAACCACAGAUGGCACAGUGAUACCAACUGUAUCAUACCCACACACAGUGGCGGGCACAAGGUUUUUAGACAAGAACAUUCACAGAAACUACAUGUUCCAAACAGUUCCAAACAAAAUACUAUCGUAGUUUGUAUUUUGACAUUAAAAAAACGUGUUAUUGUCUUUGUUUAACUACUGCGUGCCGUCGUAAGCCAAAAAAGAUAGCCUCACAUUGGUCUGUGCCAAGCACGGGAAUCGAAAAUAUGUAACGUC
Hyposmocoma kahamanoa is the source of this 2095-nucleotide messenger RNA. RefSeq lists its product as uncharacterized. Bases 14 to 1273 code for a protein of 419 amino acids. NCBI's taxonomy places the organism in Eukaryota, Metazoa, Arthropoda, Insecta, Lepidoptera, Cosmopterigidae. The record is from RefSeq and is a predicted model, not a curated record. The transcript has 7 exons.